Molecule: messenger RNA, 4179 nt
Organism: Exophiala oligosperma
Lineage: Eukaryota; Fungi; Ascomycota; Eurotiomycetes; Chaetothyriales; Herpotrichiellaceae
Exons: 1
Coding region: 167-3928 (1253 amino acids)
Biological process (GO): early endosome to late endosome transport
Cellular component (GO): late endosome; plasma membrane; transport vesicle
Molecular function (GO): guanyl-nucleotide exchange factor activity; SNARE binding; phosphatidylinositol binding
Source: RefSeq, a predicted model, not a curated record
CUUACUCUCACCAAUUCUAAGCUCAACACAAUCGCAUCCCUUUCCCAUAGUAUACUGUGUUAUCUUCUCUUCACGACUCUGUUCUCGACGAAGUUCGUCAACUCAUAUGCCUCCCUGAUGACGCCUCGAUGACCUACAUCCCAACACCAAGGCGCAUCGUGCCUGGAUGCCCGUCCUGAAUCCUUUUCUGCGCGCGCUCUUUCAGAGUAGUGUGCUAGGGCAUGCUCUAGCAUCGCAGAAUUAUGUCCUACUCGUACCUACCACCGAGUCGCUUCUAUACGGCCAGGACCGUGAGACGAACAAGCGCUAUGCGGACCAGGCUGACGAUGAGGACUUCCUGGGGAGUCACAUCCUGCGCAUCACUCCCCCGACGGCAGGGAAAGAGGGAAAUGUCCGUGAUAACCGUGGGAAAGCGAAAACUUACGCCACGGUCAAUGGGAGGUCUGUGAUAUUGAAAGAGAAUAUCGUGUAUACGAAUAAGGGGUUCAAACAGUUGACCCAGGCUACACUUUUGACCGAUUUGUUAUACUAUUCUUCAGGGACUGAAAUGCAGCAAUGGCUUGUUUAUUAUAUCAGCAAACCUCUGACUGGGGUCUUCGAGGCAUUACCUAUCAAACCAGCCAUCAUCGGACAGAGUAAACUGCUUCCUCCGCCAUCCGCGACUUCGUCCUCGGCCGAGCCAACCCCGAGGAAGAAAGACAUCAAGACGUUCAACGAGUUGCUCAAUAGCUUUCCCAUGAUCGCGCGACAAAUGCAACCUGGCUUAGAGAGGUUGUUUAAUGAGUUUGGCAAAGAGCUGGGCAAGCCGUUGCCUCCACCCCCAUCACGCAGCCCAACUUUAGGUUCUCUAGAUGGCGUAACCCAGACUUCGGAAAACGGCUCGAUCAAGUCCAACGGCUCUCUUAAACUGCCCUUUAAUUCCGCAGCGUACUUCGAGGACGAGGAAGAUUUGAUGCGUCGAGCACUGGAGACAGCAGUUACGGCCGCAAUUGAUUUGUUCCAGGAUGUCGACAAGCAGCAGCUGUCGUAUCUCGGCGCUACCACCGACUUGACUGGUCCCGACGUUGAGCGACUGAUUGAGAGAUACGUGGCAGAGUAUGUUCACGAUCAACUGCUGUUCCCACGAUUGUGCGCCUUUUACAAAGCUCAAGAUCAAGAACUCGACCGACGAAUGCGCCAGAUGGAUUGCCUGGACGUCUCUCAAGUUGGAAUUGCAAUUGAAGAUGGACAAAAAGGCAAGCGGGAUUUAAUAGGCAGAAUAAACCGCGGAGUUGCUGUCUUUCGCAAGAUGGGAGUUGCCAGCAGUCCUCAAGAAAUGCUCGAUACUCUGCUUGAAACUCAGAGGGUGGUCUCUGAACAAGGCAUCACGGAUGAAGAAAAGCGAGCGGCAGCGAUGACAAUCAAUGCUGAUAUCCUGGUGUCCCUUCUACUCCUUGUUGUCAUCCGGUCUUCCGUAAGACAUCUCCAGGCCAGACUGGCAUACAUGCAGCGCUUCAUCUACAUCGAUGAUGUCGAAAGUGGCGAAAUAGGAUACUCGUUGAGUACACUGGAGGCCGUCUUGACCUAUCUCGCACGAGAUGCAGGUGGCUUACGCAAGGCAUCUAAACAAAACCAGAUGCUCUGGAACGCGGUCAAGGACGGCAGGGUUGAAGACGUGAAGUCUGUCUUUGAAGAAUCAGCCAUCCUCACCGAUGACUUUAUGGAUGAACCUAUCGAGCUCUCGCUUUCAAGAAAGACGACACUGUCCGCAGUUUCGACUCCUCGGGAUUCUCUUUCACGGACAAACUCUAGUGAAGGUGGCCUAGCACAUGUCUUUCCAUUUCAAGCCGCGGAGAGAAGUCUGUCUACGCCCAAACAGAAGAAAAAAGUCAAGAUGGCGGCUAGGAGCAUGUCGAUAUCUUCAGCCUUUUCACUCUCGUCUAGAGCUGCUACAAUUGAGACCAGUCUCAGUGGUAUCGAAGGGGAUACAUCUGUUCAAAGCCUGGCACAAACGCAAGACGGAGUUGGUAAUUCUGUGCUUAUGAUGGCCGUGGAAAGUCAACAGCCACAAUCCUUACUGUAUCUGUUAAGUCUUCACGAACAUUACGGGACGGAAGACAUCCUCGACGAUACCACUCAAGAUGGAGCAACCCUACUCAGUGCAGCAGUCCAAGGUGCGAAUACUGAGCUGGUCAAUAUUCUUCUCGAUUUUGCCGAGCAGAAUACCAACGAGACACGCUUCAGGGAAUACCUCGCCGUCAAAGAUUCUCGAGGGCGCAGUGUGGCCCACUAUAUCUUUAACACCCCUAGCUUGAUCAAAAGACUUGCCAAUGUGCUACCCUGGCGACAAAAAGAUAAAAUCGGACAUACACCUCUCUUUGCGAUUUGUCGAACGUACGACCAUAACGAAUAUAGCAAUAUGGUUUCUGAAGCUCUUAUAGCCGCGAAGCAGGCCCAGGGUGACGACGGUCCAUUACGGUUGGAAGACCACACUGACAACAAGGGCAACUCCUUGCUUCAUAUCGUCAAUGAUGCAACAAUAAUGCAGCGCUUACUUCAAUACUGCGAGGUCGAUGUGAAUGCCAUGAAUGACAAGAAGUUUACUCCUUUGAUGCUUGCAAGCAAAUAUGGCCGGAUUGAUAUGGUGCGCAUAUUUCUUGGCGACUCGAGAAUAGACACACAUCUCCGCGAAGCAAGAGGUUUGACGGCUGUCGAAUUGGCCAAAGAUGACGAGGUGCGAAAUCGCAUCGACGAUCUAACCCUCUUUUCACCUUCAAAUGUGGCAGACAUGACCGGCCGUAUAACAUCCAUAGUCCGGUCUUUCUUUGUCGAGGAUGGCUCAACGCGGUACAUCUUGAAGUCUGGCGCACCGAAUCCGGCUGUGUCAAGCACGACCUACACCAUUACCACGAGUCGCCGAGCUCUCCAGGACUUUGAAAACCUUGCCAAAUGGCUUUCGAUGGAUCACCCGGCCUCCUACAUGCCCACGGUUCUCGCCUCGAAUUUCCGUAGUCCAUUUCAACUUCACUCACGCCCUUCCCGUGCCGUUCUGUACGACGCCCAAACUCAUCUCGACCGAUUCCUCAAGAUCCUCAUGAAUCACCCGACUUUCUCCACGCACGAAAUGCUCUGGGAGUUUUUCCUCGUGCCCGACAUGCUUCCGGACCAGAUGGCCGAGCGUGCACGCCUCAAGGCCGAGCUCGUGCAGGAAAAGAUCAGCGAUGAUUACGAGCCACUCACCAACCAUGGCGAUGUUCUUGCCGUGGACAAUCUUAUCUCGCAUUCUCGCGAAAUGGUCCGUCGUGUGAACAACAGUACCCGUGCCAUUGUCCGACGGGGACACUUGUAUGUCCAAGCGCAGGCAGAUUUGGCCGAGAGUUUGAGUUUGUGCGCUGUGGCAUUUGCGUCCAUGGGGACACCGGCGACGACUUUGCCCAGGAUCCACGUCGAUACAUUCAUCCGUGUGGCGAGUCAGAUGCACACGGAGAACGCAUCGAAUCCAUUGGCAAGUUAUGUUUUGAGCAUGAGCAGCUUCCACAGUACGAUUGCGGCGGUGCAAGGUGCAUUGCUUCGACCUGGUCAACUUAUUGAACGGAUCGGCACGUUACAGAAGAGUAUUGACAAGGGAAGGUUGAACUUGGCCAAUGGCCAGGUGGUCAGGAAGGGCGUCCUCGGUGGUAUCAAUUUCCCUGGGAGUGAGGAAAGCAAGGCCAAAGCAAAGAGGGAUGUAGAAAAGAAGAUUGCAAAGAAUGAAAUUGAAGUUGACAUGUUGGGGAGAGAAUUGAGAUAUACACAGGAAGUCGUGGUUAGUGAACUCGCAGGUUGGACUACGUGGAGAGAGAGUUGGGGGAAAGAAGAGGUCAAGAGGUUGGCUUCGGCCAUGGUGGUGAGGGAGAGAGAAAGACUGAAUGGGAUGCAGAGAGCCCUUAGAGCUUUGAAGGAGGCGUAGAAAUUGUGGACGGGUAUUUGGAUAAUCGACUGGAAAAAGGAGCUGAGAGGGGGUUUAGAUGGAUUGAAGAUAUUAGCCCCCCAUUGCUGGCGAAAGAAGAAAUAUGGAUUGAUGGAUUGAACUGGGAGUAUUACAUCUAUAUGGAAGUAUCUAGGUCGUAGCAGUAGGGGUGAUGAUAGACUGCCCUACCGAGUCAGUACUCUCUAGUAUUGGUAUUAGUAUUACCAGAUGUUACAAAAUAUUGAGGUACC